Molecule: messenger RNA, 732 nt
Organism: Erythranthe guttata (spotted monkey flower)
Lineage: Eukaryota; Viridiplantae; Streptophyta; Magnoliopsida; Lamiales; Phrymaceae
Product: putative germin-like protein 2-1
Molecular function (GO): manganese ion binding
Source: RefSeq, a predicted model, not a curated record
UAAUUAAUUCAUAAAUCAGAUUAAUCAUGGCGAAUCAGAUUAUCUUAUUGAUCAGCGUUAUAGCCCUUUCGUUUGCGUUGGUCGCAUUCGCAUUUGAGCCGAGUCCGUUGCAAGAUUUCUGUGUCGCAGAUUCACUUAGCUCGGCAAGAGUGAAUGGGCAAGCAUGUAAGAACCCUGCAUCAGUUGGAGCAAGCGAUUUCUCCUUCAGCGGGCUCCACUUACCCGGAAACACAUCAAACCCUAACGGCUCGAAAGUGACACCUGUCACAGUAUCGCAACUGCCAGGCCUCAACACGCUCGGAAUCUCCAUGGUCCGUAUCGACUACGCACCGUGGGGUACUAAUCCUCCGCACACUCACCCAAGAGCCACUGAGAUCCUGACAGUUGUUGAAGGCUCGAUCCAGGUCGGGUUCGUGACGUCAAAUCCCGGAAAUGCCCUUAUUACAAAGACCCUCCAGAAGGGUGAUGUGUUCGUUUUUCCGGUGGGGCUCGUGCAUUUUCAGAGAAACGUCGGGAACGGAAACGCCGUUGCUAUAGCGGCGUUGAGCAGUCAGAAUCCUGGAGUGAUUACUGUCGCUAAUGCUGUUUUCGGAUCUAAUCCCGCUAUUAGUGCUGAUAUUCUUGCUAAGGCGUUUCAGGUUGAUACGAGUGUUGUCGAUCAACUACAAGCAAAGUUCUAGAAAUGGCAUCAACUGGGAAUAUUCCGUCGCUUCUGAUCAAGUUUCCAUGCUU